UAUCGGUCUGAUGCGAAAGGACCUGAGGCUCGCGAUGCUUGCGGCCACGGAGGCGGGUGCAGACCUUCCUCUAGCGGACAAGGCAUCAGAGGUGUAUGAGACUGCCGAGUCGGAGGAGAGGUGUAAGGGGCGCGACUUUUCGGUCGUCUAUCGGUGGCUCGGUGGGAAAGAGUGAUGGUCAUGGCCUUUUAUUGAGUACGAAUAGCCUUACAUCAAUGAAGUUCUCACGGACAUUAUUGCCGAUAUCCUUCUCCCGCUCCUGUGCUAGCAAUAUUAUCCGAUGAUUGCGGCCACAGAAAUAUGCAACCCCCUCGGCGGCACGAGCUUGGUGGGUGGGACACAAUUCGUGGCUUUUGUGGGGGAAGAGCGAGAGAACCUGGAACCACCCCGCGUGGCAUUUCUCCGAGCUCCCAAAAGUUCCACCCACAGCAGCCCUGCGUGCCCUGCCACGCCUGCCGCUGCCUUCCCGCCGCCACUAACCUGGAAACUCUGGAAUCGGGCAGUCCAGGGACAAAGCCGUUCACAUGCGACGAACAAUUUCCUAUCCGAUUCUCACAGUAUUUUCCCAAAACGGAACGCCCAACACACCAACUCGUUGAUUCCCGUCUCAACUCGCUCACUUUGUGUGAAGGAUCGGAUCGGCUGCCAAUCAAGAGAACCUAACCCCCGGGGUGCCUCUAUUCGGGAUCGGGAUUCUGGAUUACCACCCUUUCAACUCUGUCAUUCUGAUCAUCCAGCCCGAAUCGAAUCAUUGCGCUCGCCCAGACCAGCAAAGGUCGGCGGCAUACCACCCUCCCUAGUCUCCAUCAGGGAUCUUGGCCCGCACUCGGGGGUCGACCGACCCCGGGUUUUGAGAAUUGGGUCGGAUCGCUUAACGGUUUGCUCCCUCGCUAUCGCUCCGGGAGGAGGAAUGGGUGGGACUGUUGCAUUCCUUGAAUGUUCCCGGUAGAGUAGUGGUGGUGUGCGAAAGGGGAGGUACCUAUAUAUGCCGGGCCUGGACCCCGCUUGGGGUUUGGGGACUUGUUUGGUUCUUGUUUGUUGGGGCUCCAUGGUUUUGAUACCCGGAGAGGUUCUUUUGACCUUAGACAUUUAAUACCUAUCAAGAACCAUAGCCCUGUUGCAUGUUCACACGCCAAAUCAGUCUGUCUGUCCGCACCCCUGGCUUAUCGUUUUCGAAGAGUACAACGCAGCCUGCCCAUCCCACCGGGUG
Molecule: messenger RNA, 1210 nt
Organism: Chaetomium fimeti
Lineage: Eukaryota; Fungi; Ascomycota; Sordariomycetes; Sordariales; Chaetomiaceae
Exons: 1
Coding region: 281-949 (222 amino acids)
Source: RefSeq, a predicted model, not a curated record